AGUCAUUCACUUUCACUUCAGUAACCGCCAACGCCGCAUGUGCACAAUAGUCAUAAGCAGCCAUGAAGAAUAUUGUGUUUUAUCUAGUAGUGUUAGGUGUGAAUUAUGCUUUAGCGGAGACGUCCACUCCUCGCCAUGAAGGCCAGGACGAAUGGAAAUCAUUUGUCAGGUACCCACAGCCAUCCUCCCGCUCCCGUUCAAUUUCUUACCCAACCGUCGAGCCCCACAGGAUAAUCUAUUCCGGUUUGAAAAGUGUGGGAGUGCACAACCUCACACCUGGAGAAGACAUGCCCGAGUUCACUGCAGACUAUCAGUAUUUGGAAGGAGGCGCUUUCAAGUUCCGAUUGUCCGUUCCCAGCGCUAGCCUGUCUUUGACGUACAACGAUUACGUGAGGAGACAGUUACAGGUGAACUGUGAAGCUGACAGCAGUGGGUCAGGCAGCCAAUCCAUGUUCGCGUGUUUGAGACUUCGGCAUAGGAAUGAGAGCACAAGGGCCUAUCAUGUUCACGUCGAGGAGCUAGCAAACAUGGACGAUCCAGGGUUCAGAAACGCCGUUUGCCAUGGCCACACAUACACUGGCGAGUUUCGCACGGUGCAGCCCUGCGAUGCUGAUCAAAACUCGAAUGCCAUUAGGGACGUCAGGUUUCACCUUUUCGUGGGCAAAGGGAGCUGCAAGCCAUCCCGAUUUCUCGGCGAUCCCUUGCCGGAGAAAUUUGAUGAACGGCAAAUAAUCGCGCACUCGGCCAAGCAUGGUCCACGAGGAGCAAUUAUAACAUCGUUUUUGGGUGUACCAGAGCUGAGCUGCGAGGUUUGCCGGAAACAGAAAGCACGCUCGAGUUCAUUCAAAGUUCGCUGUACUGCUCGCCGCUUGUCCGGAGUCACAGCUUGGAGAACACACAUAGAAGGUGGUAGGGAGGUAAGGUCUCCUUUCGUGUUCGUGACUCGCCCCAGGGUGCAACCAUCGGAAUCGUGGUUUCAAGUUGUUUACAACUCCUCCGCCCUCAGCUGCUCUUCUGGUGGCUCCACCCAUGAGAUCAUGGGAGCAAAGCGCGGUUCUUUCAAGAUACGCUUCGAUUGCUCGCAAGCUGGCUUCGUCCCCGAGAAGCAGCAUGGUGAUCGAGGCGGAGACAAUCUGCGAGUCUUGGCUCAUAACAGCUGGGGUACCUCUGUGGUCACGCCUAGUAUUACCGGUAGAGAAACUCUUUGUCAGUAGCUGAUAUGCACCCAGCCAUAGCAACAUCAUCAUGAUCUUUUCCUUUCCCUUAUACUUGUGUGCGUGUAGUCGAUCUCAUGUACGGAUGAUAAGGCAACACUGUCAAUCCAUGAUCUUGUUUUGAUUAGCCUGUUUACACAGGGAGAAAUUCUAUUACGGUCUGCCUUUCUUGCUCGCGAUAUCACUUCAUAUGUAGAGUCUACAUGCAUGUCAAAUGUACGUGUGUGCAGGCUUGUACAUAGUGAGGUGUCAUCUCAGAUCUCAUUCCCAUCACAUAGUAGAUAAGUACUUUCAACCCACGAA
This is a messenger RNA of Sycon ciliatum, 1517 nucleotides long. RefSeq lists its product as uncharacterized. The transcript has 4 exons. The record is from RefSeq and is a predicted model, not a curated record. Bases 63 to 1214 code for a protein of 383 amino acids. Lineage: Eukaryota; Metazoa; Porifera; Calcarea; Leucosolenida; Sycettidae.